This is a messenger RNA of Solanum lycopersicum (tomato), 734 nucleotides long. RefSeq lists its product as uncharacterized. NCBI's taxonomy places the organism in Eukaryota, Viridiplantae, Streptophyta, Magnoliopsida, Solanales, Solanaceae. The record is from RefSeq and is a predicted model, not a curated record.
UUAUACACAAAGCCAAUACUUUCUGUCAACUUCCUCCAUAAAGCAAAAGCUUCCAGUAAUAUAUAACACACCAUAUAUUUCUUCUCUAUUUUAAUACCAUGCGUGCAUGUCACUCUCAAGUUUAGCAUCGAUCCUCUUCCUCCACUCCCUCCUUCUCCACUAAGCAAAAUCACUAUAAAUACAUAUUAUUGCCUUAAAAAUACUAGCAAUUAUUGACAAACAAAAGUAUAAGAAAAACAUCAAUUAUAUAUAAAAAAAAAAACAAAAAAAAAAAACUCAAAGAGCGUUACAUAAUAAAUAUAAGAAAAAUGGGAACAGAUUGGGCGCCAUCAGUGAUCGCUGUUGGAUUGUUCAUAUUAUUAUCGCCAGGAUUGUUAUUCCAGUUGCCAUCAAGAACAAGAUUUUGCGAAUUCGGAAAUAUGUACACUAGCGGCAUUGCAGUACUUGUUCAUGCCAUAUUGUACUUUUGUAUAUUUACACUUUUAACUGUCGCCUUUAAUCUUCACAUAUGGUCCGAUUUUUCAUUCCCUCCUAUUAAGAUUUAGUGUGUGUGUAUAUAUAUAUAUAUAUAUAUAUAUUGUUUAUUUUUUCAUAUACUACUAUAAUUCAUAGGUAAUUGUUAAAAGUGUUUAAUUAUGUUUAUGAAUUAGUGUUGGUUAUGUUUGUACUCCUAUAAGUUUCAUUUGGGAUUUUUGAAAUGGUAGUUUUAUUGGAUUUUGAUUUGAUUAUUUAUA